This is a messenger RNA of Erpetoichthys calabaricus (reedfish), 1385 nucleotides long. RefSeq names its product tumor necrosis factor receptor superfamily member 9-like. Lineage: Eukaryota; Metazoa; Chordata; Cladistia; Polypteriformes; Polypteridae. Gene Ontology annotation, cellular component: external side of plasma membrane; plasma membrane. The record is from RefSeq and is a predicted model, not a curated record. The coding region runs from base 1 to 780 and encodes 259 amino acids. The transcript is spliced from 8 exons. Gene Ontology annotation, biological process: positive regulation of cell adhesion; negative regulation of apoptotic process. Gene Ontology annotation, molecular function: tumor necrosis factor receptor activity; protein binding.
AUGUCAGAACUGCGGGAGGAAGAGGCCGAACAGUUAGCAAACCUGCUUGGUCUGAGCUCUGAAGGUGAUCCCCAAACACCCAUGUGUGACGCUGUAUCCUCUCAGAAAGGUGAUGGCAGCAAUACUCUCCUCCAUUGCCUAACAGACAACUUUUCAAACAGCCAGAAGACUGAAUGCCUGCCCUGCAAGGAAUGCAAAUCAGAAAAUAACGUCCUGUAUAAGAAAAAGUGCACACCCACCUCGAACGCCGAGUGCCAGUGCAAAGACGGGUUUGAGUUUGAGAGUAAAGAACAGAAUCUGUGUGUGCCGAGGCCACAGUGUCGAGAGGGAGAGCAGCUGAGCAUUGAAGGCAGCAAUGUCUUCACAUAUACGUGUGUCCCCUGUCCACCCAACACCUUCUCAGACACACCGGCUGGGAACUGCAGGCCACUGACUGACUGUCAAGCCUUUGAUUUUAUCACCGUCACCCCUGGCAACCGAACCCACAACACAAAGUGCGGAUGUCACAAAGAUUCCUGCCUCUCCAGGGUACCUCUGCUGGUGGCCUCCUUGCUCUUCACCAUCACAUUAGUGAUUCUGAUUGCCAACAUUCUGCUAUGGAAGAUCAUGUACAAGAAGCAAACCAUUCAUUUUAAGCCUGCCAUCAGGCCCGAUCCCCUCAUCAAAGACCCAGCGCAGCAGGAUGGCUACUACUGCCGCUUAUCACAAGAAGAAAACGGGGGCAAACCGGUGCAGGAGAAUAGCUUCAAGGACACCGACCUCACCCAGAAGCUGACGUGAGCGUGUCAUCGACUUGCGAAGGGCAGUUUCGACCAGUGGGCUCAACGUGACUGGCCUUCUCUGGAUCCCGGAGGGGACUCAGUGGAGCAGGGAUGUCGUGACCAAGUGCCAAGCAGCUACCCUGCAAUGCCAUAUCUGGAGAAGCACAGAGGUCGGUGCCAGUUUCUUGGGCACGUCACGUUUGUAUUUAUUGCACUUAUUUAUUGGGAAAAACCCCAGGGAGUGGGAGGCCAGGCCGUCUCCACAGUGGACAUGCUUUUCCGUUUUUUUUUAUUUGUGCAUAAAUGUUAUUAUGCAGUUUAAAGAUAUUUUAUUUAACUCACUGCCCUUUGUUUAUUUCUUUAUUUACGGUGUCAUUAUUGACAUUGCCAACAUGGAUUCUUUUCAUUUUUGAAGGGUUUUGCUUUAUACUGUAAAUCAUGAAGAUACCAUAGACAGAGAAGCUCAGCCCCUUGUAUUGUGCCACCCACCACUUCUCCAUUCAUCCAUUUUAUUAUCAUUAUCUCUUAUUUGGCUGGCACCUUUAUCCAAGGUGGCGUACAACAUCUGAGUGCAUUUCUUUUGGUUUUCCAGUAGGAGCACAGACAGGUGAAGUGACUUACUCA